AUGGGAAGUGAGAACCAUAUCCAAGUAGUUCAAUACACUGGAUUUGUUUCUGCACAAAUAAUAAAUGCUCUCCUAUUAUAUCUAUUAUUGAGUAGAGCAUCGAAAAACUUUGGUCGAUAUCGAAUUUUAAUGAUAUUAUUCUCAAUUGUUGCAAUGCUAUAUUCUUUGCUUGACAUUUUGACUUUUCCGGUAGGGUAUUUUAUAAAUAUAGUUGUUUUUGCGUGCAAGGACAGGUCGUUUAUCGUUUGCUCGAAUGGACCAUUCACCAAUCAGAGAAACAUUGGAGUUCCUCUAACAUCUCUAACCUGCGGUGUAUUUUGACUGUGUCUUUCCGUUCUGGCUUUACAGUUCUUUUAUCGAUACAUCGCGAUUUGCAGGUCAGAAAAAUUAUAUUAUUUUGAUGGUUCUAAGAUGUUAAUUGUCAUGCUUCCCUGUGUCUUAAUUGUAAAUAUUUGGACAUCUGACGUGUAUUUCUUGAUGUAUCCAACUGCAGAAACAGAGCAGCACUACCAUAAAAUAUUAUUGGAUAGUUUUAACCUGGAUUCCCAUAAUAUAUCAUUCAUAUCAAUGAUAUAUAAAUCACGGGACCCUAUUACUGGUACGGAGUUUUGGAAUUUAUCUCAAGUGGUUGGAUUUGGAAUUUGCUGUAUGGUUAUGAGUGUCUGCUUCUCAACAAUUUCAUUUUGUGGCGUUAAAACACUACUUCGAAUGAAUAGCAGUAGUGCACAAAUGAGCCAACGGACAAGAGAGCUUAAUCGACAGCUUUUCUUGACAUUGGGGCUCCAGACCUUGCUCCCAGUGGUGACAAUGUACCUCCCCGUUGGUAGUCUUAUUGUAUUUCCGUUUCUCGGAAUUGAUUUGGGCGUUUAUGCCAAUAAAGUUGGAGCAUUCAUUGGUGUAUACCCUGCUCUUGAUCCAUUUAUUGCAAUCAUGCUAAUUAAAGAUUUUCGAAACUUUUUGCUUUGCCGAAAACCCGUCAGUAGUAAAGUUUCCGCAUCUGGAGCAUGCCACAGCAAUGGACGUCUUCAAUCGUAUACACAAGGGGCUUGAGU
Messenger RNA from Caenorhabditis elegans, 1052 nucleotides. The record is from the annotation of a RefSeq genome assembly. Lineage: Eukaryota; Metazoa; Nematoda; Chromadorea; Rhabditida; Rhabditidae.